This is a messenger RNA of Spodoptera littoralis (African cotton leafworm), 675 nucleotides long. NCBI's taxonomy places the organism in Eukaryota, Metazoa, Arthropoda, Insecta, Lepidoptera, Noctuidae. The record is from the annotation of a GenBank genome assembly.
AUGAAACCGUACGCAGCCUGCACGACCGCUGUGCUUGCCUUGCUGCUGGCCGGUACUGCCCAGGCGCAGUUAAGAGACGGCCGAGCACAAAGCCUGGACCUUCUCCGCAUGCUCACUGACAAACCAUGGAUCGGACUCGGACCCCACAACCGCUGGGACAGGGCACCUCGUAUUGACAUGGAUUUAGGAUACACGGGCUUAGGACCUCACCUGCCUCCGGUACAGGUUGCUGAGGAUAGGAAUUACCUUGAUGAUGAGAUCAGGGGCGUGUCAGAAAAGCGAUCCGCCGUGGCGACAGCAUUAAACUCGGGUCGCCGGAGACGGCAGCCGACUCCGGCGCUUGGUAAGGCAGUCACGCCGUAUGUCGGCGUCGGCGUGCUAAAUGACAUGGGCUCAUUCUUCGACUCCCUACGUGACAAUCUGGAGACGCUGGUGUCCCUCUCGCCACAGGAACGCUCCACACUCUUCCAGGACCCACCGUCUGUUGUACCCGCACCGGCUUCCAAUACCGGUGGUGGCGGCAGUGGCAUUAGGAAGUUGUACGCACUCCGCCCUCUCAGACCUACCGGCAACAUCAGAUCUUACAACCGCAGAUCUCUCGUGGAGGCGGACGGUGGCUACCCGGGUGCCAACCACCAUGACCCUGGCCUGCUGUGGACCGGACUCGGCCGGUAG